ACCCCGGCGUGUCCGCGGACCAGCCAGCCUCGGCCACCGUCCCCGGGCAGGCUCCGCAGAUCCCUCCAGGCUCCUGCCUCCGCCCCGAUGAAGAAAACCAACAUGUGGUUCUUGGAGCGGCUUCGUGGGUCAGGGGAGAAUGGAGCUACGGGGGGCGAGGGUGGGGACAGGGCCGCCAAGGGUCCCCUGUACAGCAACGUGCUCACGCCCGACAAGAUCCCGGACUUCUUCAUCCCCCCGAAGCUGCCUACCGGCCCCACGGAGCCGGAGGCUCAGGCUGAGCUGGGGCCCUCGACCUCGGAGCAGAACCUGGCCUCUGCCGCGCCCCGCCGCGCCCCCCGGAGCCCCCGGCUGCCUGCCAAGCUGGCCGCCGAGAGCAAGAGCCUGCUGAAGGCGGCCACCAGGCAUGUGAUCCAGAUCGAGAGCGCGGAGGACUGGACCGCCGAGGAGGCCGCCACCAACGCCGACCUCCAGGCCCAGGGGGCCAUGUCGCUGCCCUCGGUGCCCAAGGCCCAGACGUCCUAUGGCUUCGCCACGCUGGCCGAGAGCCCCCACACACGGCGCAAGGAGUCUCUGUUCCAUAGCGAGCACGGGGCUCUGGCCCAGGUGGGCUCCCCGGGCACCCGGCGCCGUCGGGGGGGCGUCAAGGCCAACGGGGGCGAUGGGGCGCCCAGGGAGGCCGGCGGUGCCCUCAUGAGCCCCGGCCGCUGCGUCAGUGGCGGGGAGAGCGACACGGGGUCCUCGGCCGAGUCCUCGCCGUUCGGGUCCCCCCUGCUCUCGCGCUCCGUGUCGCUGCUCAAAGGGUUCGCCCAGGACAGCCAGGCCAAGGUGAGCCAGCUGAAGCACUCGGUGGGCCGCCACGGCUCCCCGUCGGCCGACGACAGCACGCCGGACACCAGCCCUAGGGCCCGGCGCCGCCUGGCCCGCAGGGCCACUCCGGAGCCCGGCCCCGAGCCCGGCGCGGCGCCCCGCGCGGAGCACGCUGUGCGCAUAGGCCCGCGGGGCAGCGUGCGGCUGCUGGCGGAGUAUGAGGCGGCCCAGGCCCGCCUGCGCGUACGCCUGCUGGCGGCCGAGGGCCUCUACGACCGGCUCUGCGACGCCCGCAGCAUCAACUGCUGUGUGGGCCUGUGCUUGGUGCCCGGCAAGCUGCAGAAGCAGCGCAGCACCAUCGUCAAGAACAGCCGCCAUCCCGUCUUCAACGAGGACUUCUUCUUCGACGGUCUGGGGCCGGCCAGCGUGCGGAAGCUGGCGCUCAGGAUCAAGGUGGUGAACAAGGGCAGCAGCCUCAAGCGGGACACCCUGCUCGGGGAGAAGGAGCUGCCCCUCACCUCUCUGCUUCCCUUCUUUUAAAGGCCCCCACGCCCCCUCCCGCCGGCAGAGGAGACCCCGCCCCCACCCGGAUCCGGCAGGGGAGGUGGUUUCCACUCAGGCUGCCCGGCCCUGAUGCUGCAGCCCAUGUUGGGGGUGUCCUGGGUCAUGCUGUUUUCCAGAGGAGAAGGGAGGGGGCUGCCGGGGAAAAGAAGGGGUCAGCUUGCAGGGCUGAGGGUCCCCCUGUGCCCCAAGUUCCAUGCCCCUGCCUCACCCCUUCCCGAGUUCUGGAACCUGGGCCAGGAGGCAGCUAAGGCCGAUCACAGACCCAGAGGCCGCCGGUCCUGAGGCCCAGUCAUAUCUUCUCCUCUGCUGCAUGAGUGUCCUCCUGCCACCGGCCUGCCAGACCCUGCCCCCCGCCCCCCCAGAGAUCAGGGCCAGGCCCAAGUUCUGCCCACGGUGCCCCUCGGGGCUGUGGGAGCGUCCCUCCUGGGGUGGGCUGGCUCUGGGCAGUCCUCGGUCCUCCCAGGCUCUGGAGGCGAGAGCCACGUCUGAGAGCCACUGCCUGGCAAAGACAGGCAGCCGUGGAGGAAGUCCCAGCAGAUGAAAAUGGGGGCAGUUGCUCCCCUCCAGCCGCUCGAGCGAGACAGCCCUCCUGUCAGCUGUUUUCCUCCAUCGCCUUCUCUACACGGGACCCUGUGGCCCUGCUGGACGUUGGGAUCUUCCCUCCCCUGGAGGGGUUGCUCAGAACGUACCCAGAGAGCAGAGCCAGCCCGGGGGCCCCGUUCCUCCCUGGCCCCUGCCCCCUCCGGUGCAUUACCCAGGAAGUGAUGCCCAGUGACUGAUGGCCUUGACGUUUACUCCACUCGUGUACAUAGGAUUUGGUUAGGGUGGGUGGGACAAAGGGGAGGCUGGGGAGACCCUGGUUGUGGCUUUUCCUGCUGCUAAAACAGCUGCGUGGGUUUAAUUGUGUCAGUUUGUGGGUCCUUGAAUGAUUUUUGUGGAGGUUUCCUGCUCAACGAAACAGAAACGAUACAGUUUGAAGCAGGGUCCAGGCAAGGCCAGCUCUGCCCCUUCACCUCUCCUGGGCUGCCUGCUGGGCGAGGAUGGACCCGGCCAGUCUGUGGGGAUCCUGGGGUGCCCCUCCCAGUCCAAACGUUGUCCCUCCUGGCUCUGGGUCUCCAGAUCAUCCUGGGGGAGGGAUGAAGGAGCAUGUUUCCCUCCAGCGCCCCCGGGGGCGGGGGGAGGAGCAUGUGUUCCCUUCUGCGCAUGUGGUGAGAUACCUGUGCACCCUUGAGGCCGAGAACGAAAGCCCUUGGCACUAGGGUCCCUUGCUGUGCCCCCUCCGGCCUCUGUCCUGGGCCUGCUCCCUUAGGCCCUCUGCUCCGGGGGACCACCGGGCCAGGCCUGUGGGUGGAGGGGGCAGACAGCCCUGCAUGGAGUGAGAUGCUCAGACUUUCAGCCCCCUUCUCUGACCCUGACCGCUCACAUCCCCGGCUUUCCUUCUGGGGGCCCCCAUUUUAUAGGCCCCAGCACUGUUUGACAUCUGUGUUUGAAAUUGACUGUGGGUACAUCUUUA
This is a messenger RNA of Delphinapterus leucas (beluga whale), 2887 nucleotides long. It is a transcript of the gene C2CD4C, whose product is annotated as C2 calcium dependent domain containing 4C. Lineage: Eukaryota; Metazoa; Chordata; Mammalia; Artiodactyla; Monodontidae. The record is from RefSeq and is a predicted model, not a curated record.